AGUUCGAUCUAAACAAGGUCCACACAAUUUUAGGUACCUUAGGCUGCCGUUUUUGGUCCGUGCGGGGAGAGGAUCUUUGCCGCCUCCACAUUAUUAAGUGUACCGUGCACCUUGCAUUUUCGCACCUGCUUCACACCUUCCCAUGUCCGCAGUCUCUUACCCAUCACACUCGCCUCUGCAUUAAUCACUUGUCAACCUUAUUAAUUUCAGCAGUUGCGUCGUCGGGUCUUAAUCGUACAAACUGUAACCUGCGACUCGCAACCUGACAAACCUAACAACUCCUCCCACCUUGAACAUCUUAAAAUCAAGACCGCUACGUCCCUUUUCCCACCUCAAUCCAAAAUCGUAGCCGGUCCAUCCAAACCCUCCCUCCCACAUCGUCAUUCCGGUUGCCCACACAUUUGACGCCUUCGAGGUUUUUCUCCCCUCCUCGUCGGGUUUUUUUCUUAGCCCUGGUCUUUCUUCAAGGUUCCCACACCAAACCACAAUUCGUUUGAUCGGGUCGUCGUUUACCAAACCUUUGAUCUGUAGGCUGCUGUCGUUUCUGCGACUUCUUUGCAGACGAGGUCUUUUCCUACUCGUCGCGCACGAGGAUCUCGGCUUUUACUUAGGUCUUCGUCCAAAAUAGGAUCUCAGCGCCUGCAAGUUACAAUCGACCGCAGUUAUGGCGUCCACUGAGGUUUCUGCUACCAGGCUCUACCUGGGAAACCUGCCUAAGGGUGCUACCAAGGCCGAUGUCGAAGCUCACUUCGCGACCCAUGGCACUGGUGAGAUUACCGAGGUCAAGCUGAUGAAUGGAUUCGGCUUCAUUGAAUACAAGGAUCCUAUGGAUGCGCGCGAUGUUGUUCCUGCUUUCCAUGGAUCUGACUUCAUGGGCGAACGCUUGACCGUGCAGUUCGCUCGAGGCUCUCGUCACCGCGAAGGCUUCGGUGGCCACGAACGCAGCGCUCCGCGCCCUCGUCGCACCCCUCAUCGCAUGCAGAUAACUGGACUUCCCAAUGAAACCAGCUGGCAGGACCUCAAAGACUUUGCCCGACAAUCUAGUCUGGAUGUCGUUUACUCGGAGACUGGCCGCGACGGCAAUGGCCGUGGCUUCGUCGAGUUUGAAACCGCCGCGGAUUUGAAGACUGCGGUGGAGAAGCUUGACGGCCGCGAAUUCAAGGGACAACGAGUCAACUGCAUCGCUGACACCCAGCCGGACUUCCCUGUCCGCGAGCGCGGUGGUCGCUCGCGCUCUCCCACGGGUCGUCGACCUCACGGCCCACCCGGUGACGGAUAUGAUCGACGUGGUCCGCCUCGUGGCUACAGCCCUCGCGGUUAUCGUGAUGAUUAUCGCGACAGGAGCCCUCCUCGUCGCGACUAUUACGACGAUCGUCGUUACAGGUCGCCGCCACGCCGUGGACCUAUCGAUGACUAUCCGCCCCCGCGUGGACGUUACGAGGACCCGUACCGACGCGACUAUGGCCCUCCUCCGGACCCGUACGUCAACGGUCGACCCUACGAUCGACCUCCGCGAGACUUCCCACCUCGGGAUGGUGGAUACGGAGCUCGCGAAGGCGGUGGUUAUCCUCGAGAGGACUACCGUCGGGGUGGCGGUGGUUACUGGUAAAUUUCUCAAGUUCAACUCUAUUUGAACGACCCCCCUUACGUUAUCUAGAUACCUCGCCGUUCCUCGUCCG
Molecule: messenger RNA, 1679 nt
Organism: Annulohypoxylon truncatum
Lineage: Eukaryota; Fungi; Ascomycota; Sordariomycetes; Xylariales; Hypoxylaceae
Exons: 7
Coding region: 665-1609 (314 amino acids)
Cellular component (GO): cytoplasm; ribonucleoprotein complex; nucleus
Molecular function (GO): mRNA binding
Source: RefSeq, a predicted model, not a curated record